Macadamia integrifolia is the source of this 2891-nucleotide messenger RNA. RefSeq names its product factor of DNA methylation 4-like. The transcript is spliced from 8 exons. Gene Ontology annotation, biological process: gene silencing by siRNA-directed DNA methylation. NCBI's taxonomy places the organism in Eukaryota, Viridiplantae, Streptophyta, Magnoliopsida, Proteales, Proteaceae. The record is from RefSeq and is a predicted model, not a curated record. Bases 616 to 2805 code for a protein of 729 amino acids.
GUUGCCAAAACCAUUUGUCGAAGUUGUGGGAAGAAUAUGAAUAUAUGAUGAGAAAUUAGACCUGGGAUGAGAAAUCAGGCAGGGUUUUUUCUUUGGGUACUUAUUCUUAGGUUUUAUUUAGUGAGGAAGAAUUCUAGGAAGAACGACAAACAAGGCUAGGGUCUCUUGCAAGAAUUGAUUGUCUCCAUAAGUUUAGGUCUGUUAAGGUUUUGAGAGAGGCAGGUAACUUGUAUUCUCUCCAUUAAUUAUAUUCCUCAAGCUUUGGGUAAAAACCUAGAGAGACUUUGUUCUAUUUUUCUACAGUUGAUAGUGAAAGUUGUUUCAAUUUUACUGUAUUGGUUUUCCCUCUUUAAUUGGUGGGUUAUCCACUUAAAAUCCCUUGUAUUUGUGUGCCCUUUUUGGUGUUUGAUUAUUGGCCUCACUUGGAUUUCAUUUAUAUUUUAUGGGCUGGGUAAUAAUCCCAACAGCUUUUAAAUGGUGGUUGAAUGGGUAUGCCAUUGACCAUAGGAUUGGCUUUUCACAUUCCUCUAGCUUGAGCAUUCAUCCUUGAUUGAUAAUGCUGCUUUGGAUUUGUGUUGUUUUCAUUUUAUUUCUAGGUUUCCUGCUAAAAUUUCAAUGGAUCAGAGUUCAGAGGAAAAAUCAGACAUAAGAGAGCCUGAGAUGAGUAGAUAUGUAGAUAAAUCUUAUGAAGAACUGAAGAGUGGGAAUCCUAAAGUAAAAAUCUCAAAUGACAUGUAUGAGUGCCCAUUUUGCCUGGGCAAGAGAAAAAGAGACUAUAUCUAUCAGGAACUCUUGCAACAUGCUACUGAUGUGGGUAAAGAUUGGGCUAGGAAGAAUGUCAAGCACAAGGCAAAACAUCUGGCCUUGGCUAAAUACCUGGAAAGAGAUGUAGGCCCAGAAGAGUUCCCAUUGCAGCCUGUGAGAGUAUCUGAACCUCCAAGAUGCAGUCAUCACAAUGAUAAAUUUGUUUGGCCAUUGACUGGAAUUGUUGUUAAUCUUCCAACUGAGUACAAGGGUGGACAAUAUGUGAGGGAAAGUGCUUCCAAGCUGAGGGAGCAGUUGUCACAGAGAGGAUAUAAUGGCGUGAAGGUCCAUCUUUUGCGGGACAAAGAUUGGCGUCAUUCAGGGUCUGCCUUACUGGUGUUCAACAAAGAUUGGUCUGGGUAUGACGAUGCAAUGGCAUUUGAGAAGUAUUUUGAAGCAGAGUGUGAUUGGCAUGCAUGGAAGCAGCACAAAGGGUCUAGUAUAAAUGCAUGGGUUGCUCGCGAAGAUGACUAUAAUUCUACAAGUAUUAUAGGCAAGCAUCUACGAAAGAUUGGAGAUUUGAAAACCAUUUCGGAUAUUGUGGCAGAUGAAGAAAAUAAAAAGAACAUACUUCUCAACAGUUUAAUUGAGGACAAAGACAGUUGUAUCUCCACACAUAAAAAGAUACAAAAACUGCACCACGAUGAACAGAACCAUAUCCAGAGAAUAUAUCAGUUAGAAAAACAAUUAAAUUAUAAAGAGUUUGAAAUUGAGCGGUUAAAAGGGACAUUAGAAGUUAUGAAACACAAGAGAGAUGAAGAAGAUGCAGAAGUCCAGAAAAAUGUGGAGUCAAUGAAGCGAGAGCUGGACGAUAAAGAAGGAGACUUGGAGGACCUUGAAUCACUCAACCAAGAUCUUAUAGUGAAGGAGCGCAACAGCAAUGAUGAGCUGCAGGAUGCUCGUAGGAAAUUAAUUGAUGGUUUGAAAGAAAUGUCAGGUUGUGCUCAAAUUGGAGUGAAGAGAAUGGGAGAUCUUGACAACAAACCAUUUCUUGAUGCAUGCAGACAGAAAUAUCCGGCUGAAGAAGCGGAGGAAAAGGCUGCAGAUAUGUGUUCACUGUGGGAUGAGCACCUCAGGUACCCAGGGUGGUACCCUUUCAAGAUCAUCAUGGUUGAUGGGAAAGAACAGGAAAUAAUAAAUGAAGAGGAUGAAAAGCUGAAAAGCCUGAAGGAUGAUUUGGGUGAAGAAGUAUACAGGGCAGUUACUGCAGCCCUAAAUGAGAUAAAUGAUUACAAUCCUAGCGGGCGGUACAUCAUAUCUGAGUUAUGGAACUUCAAAGAAUCAAGGAAAGCUACACUAGGAGAAGCAGUUGCAUUUAUACUGAAGCAGUUAAUUGAUGGUUUGAAAGAAAUCAAGCAUUUAAAAGGGAAAUUAGAAGUGACGAAAUACAAGAAAGAUGCAGAGGAUGCGAAAGUCCAGAAAAAGGUGGAGUCAAUGAAGCGGGAGCUGGACGAUAAAGAUGGAGAGUUGAAGGACCUUAAAUCACUCAACCAAAUUCUAAUAGUGAAGGAGCGCAACAGCAAUGAUGAGCUGCAGGAUGCUCGUAGGGAAUUAAUUUAUGGUUUGAAAGAAAUGUUAGGUCGUGCUCAAAUUGGAGUGAAGAGAAUGGGAGUUCUCGACAACAAACUAUUUCUUGAUGCAUGCAGACAUAAAUAUCCUUCUGAAGAAGAAGUGGAAAAGGCUUCAAAUAUCUGUUCAUUGUGGAAUGAGCACCUCAGAAACCCAGGAUGGCACCCUUUCAAGAUCAUUGUGGUUGAUGGGAAAAUACAGGAAAUAAUAGAUGAAGAGGAUGAAAAGCUGAAAAUCCUGAAGAAUGAUUUGGGUGAAGAAGUAUACAGGGCAGUUACUACAGCCCUAAAGGAGAUAAAUGAUUACAAUCCGAGCGGGCGGUACAUAAAAUCUGAGCUAUGGAACUUCAAAGAAGCAAGGAAAGCUACAUUGAAAGAAGGAGUUGCAUAUAUUCUGAAGCAGUUAAGAGUAUAUAAGCACAUGUUGAUCUAAGACUGAUAGAACUGCCUUAUUCCUGCUAAUGAUACCUUUUUGUUUGACCUAAGAAAAUUGGGCAUCUAACAGUCAUCUUCAGCACA